AUGUUACAACGCACUCGCUCCAGUACUAGGCUAACAACUAGCAACGAUGAUAAGCAACUACUAAGAUCGCCUACAAGAUCGGGUACAAAAAGAAGAAGCACAGAGGAUUUGGAGAAUUUGCCUUCUCCACCAUCUACACCUACCAGAAGACAAAAGACAAGCAAUGUGACAAAGGCAGAAACACCACAGAAUGUUAGAAAUAUCACAAAGGAACUUCAGAUGGCUCAAUUACAAUCACCCAACGGCAGAAAUGUAUACCUUAAAUCAAAAGGAUUGAGCAGCACUGACAACAACAGCAACAACAAGAGCAACAAAAGCAAGCAAGAGGAAACAUUGUAUCAAAAAGCCAAAGCUGUAUUUAGACGCACUGCCAUUCCAUCCAGACUUAUCGGUCGUGGGGACGAGAGAGAGCAGAUGCUUUCAUUCUGGAAGGAGCAUGUUUUGGCCAACAAGCCUGGCUGUCUCUACAUCUCUGGAAUGCCAGGCACUGGAAAGACUGCCAUGCUCACCGAAGUCAUCCGUCGCAUGGAAGACGACAUCAUGGCUCUUCGCUCUCAUCGCGUUUCCACUGUGGUCGUCAAUUGUAUGAGUGUCAAGGAACCCAAGCAAAUUUAUCAAAAGUUAAUUGAGGAACUGAGUCCUGCUGCAAGUAUCCAGCAAGACGUCGUUAAGCAAGCUGAAGAGUUGAUCAAUGCCAACAAGAGCAAGCUCAAUGUUGUUAUUUUGGAUGAAAUCGAUUCCUUGAUUACCAGAGACCAAGACGUUUUAUACAAGAUUUUCGAAUGGGCCUCUCUUCCAACAUCUCGAUUAGUCCUUAUUGGCAUUGCCAAUGCCCUGGAUUUAACAGAUCGUAUUUUGCCCCGUCUUCGAGCCAAGAACUGCGAACCUCAGCUGAUGAAUUUCAACCCGUAUCAAGUAUCAGAAAUCACCAGUAUCAUUAGAGAUCGUCUGUUUUCCCUGAUUGAGGAUCCCGAUGACCCAUUUGCACCUCCUCCCAAGGCUGUGGAUGGUACACCAGCGCCGUUGAUUCAAGCCAAUGCCAUCGAAUUAUGUGCUCGUAAGGUAGCUGCCUCCAUGGGCGAUUUGAGAACAGCGUUGGAUGUAUGUCGUCAAGCGAUUGAACUUGCAGAGAUGGAACAAAAGAAGAAGAGUGCAGCAGCAGCUACUACUACUACUACUGCUGCUGCUGCUGCUGCUGCUACUACUACUACUACUACUACUACUGUGUUGGGUGAGCAAAGAAAUGGUGCAACAUUAUCCGCAAUACAAGAACCCAAAGUUACUGUAGUUCAUGUGAUGAAGGUCUUGAAUGUAGUAUUUGGAAGCUCCACUACACAGAAAUUGAAGCAGCUGAAUUUGCAGCAAAAGAUUGUGUUGGGUGUGAUCCUGGUGAUGCUUCGUACAUGCAAAAAGGGAAACAAGAAGGACCAGCUCGUCAUGGGCAAGUUCCGUGAGCAAUACAGUGCAUUAUGCUCAGACACUGCUUCGGCCAUUUCAGCAGUAUCAAGAACAGAAUUGAAUGAUUUAAUGACGCUCUUGGAGACUUCAAGUAUUAUUACGCUUGGCAAGAGCAAGGAAGACCGCACUAGAAAGAUUCAACUGAAUGUGCAAGAGAACGAGAUUGCUCAGAUGAUUAAUGAUAUGCCCAUCUUGAAAUCCUGGAUGGACGAAAGCUUGCAGAAGCUGGGUCAUUAA
Molecule: messenger RNA, 1695 nt
Organism: Mucor velutinosus
Lineage: Eukaryota; Fungi; Mucoromycota; Mucoromycetes; Mucorales; Mucoraceae
Gene: BRE1
Product: E3 ubiquitin-protein ligase bre1
Exons: 5
Coding region: 1-1695 (564 amino acids)
Biological process (GO): cell division; DNA replication initiation; mitotic DNA replication checkpoint signaling
Cellular component (GO): nucleus
Molecular function (GO): DNA replication origin binding; ATP binding; ATP hydrolysis activity
Source: RefSeq, a predicted model, not a curated record